Sorghum bicolor (sorghum) is the source of this 1029-nucleotide messenger RNA. RefSeq names its product putative pectinesterase 11. The record is from RefSeq and is a predicted model, not a curated record. NCBI's taxonomy places the organism in Eukaryota, Viridiplantae, Streptophyta, Magnoliopsida, Poales, Poaceae. Gene Ontology annotation, biological process: cell wall modification. Gene Ontology annotation, molecular function: pectinesterase activity.
AUGUGGAAUACUUUGUGCUUGCAAAUGACAAAAACAAUUGGGUUCUACCCAAACCCGUUAGGAGAGCUUAAUGGGCCACACCCCAACGUCUCCAUCCGACGUUUAUUGUUUCACAUAGGACUGCGGGACUGCUCGCCGCCUGUCGUCCUCGUUGUUGACCAGUCACCGGGUAAAGGUCAUCACACCACCAUACAGGCGGCGAUCAACGCCGUCCCUGCCAACGGUGGCGCGCUCAUCAAGAUCAGCCCGGGCACGUAUAGGAAAAAAGUGGUGGUGGACAAGAGGGGAAUUUCUCUGAUGGGCACGGGCCCAAACGCCACCUCCACCAUCGUUACAUGGAGGGGACAGUGGAGUGACACCAGCCCGUCUGAGUUCCCUCUCUUCGUGCAAGGGUUAGCCUCUGACUUUGUUGCCAAGCGCAUAACUUUCCAGAACACGUGGGGGACGAGUCACCAGGCGGUUGCUGCGAGAGUUGACGGGGACAAAGCGGCCUUCUACGACUGCAGGUUCAUAUCAUACCAAGACACCUUGUUUGAUGCAGCAGGGCGUCACUACUAUCAUGGAUGCUACAUAGAAGGCGCCACGGAUUUCAUAUUCGGCAAUGGAAAAGCCUUAUACCAGAGCUGCCACCUGCACUCCACCUCAGACGUCGGGGGAGCUUUCACGGCGCAGGGGCGGGAAGCCUUGUCUAACAACACCGGCUUCAGCUUUGUGAGGUGCGACCUCACAGGAAGCCCCGGCAAGUCUGUCCUGGGCCGGCCGUGGCGACCGUACGCCCGGGUCGUGUUCGCCCUCUGCAACAUGUCUAACACAGUCGCGCCUGUGGGCUGGAUCGAGUGGUACGUGGAGAUAGGAACUCGCCCAAGGAAUGGUUGAUGCAUGGGUUAUAUAUAUAUACACGGUGAAGGAUCCAGGACAGAGGGCCGAGUUCCCUGGGCGCACAACCACCUGUCUCCAGCUGAAGCUCAACCAUUCCUUACCAGCAAUGCUUGGGUUGAUGGCCAAGAUUGGCUUCGCCCUCAGGCGUAG